Molecule: messenger RNA, 1921 nt
Organism: Gallus gallus (chicken)
Lineage: Eukaryota; Metazoa; Chordata; Aves; Galliformes; Phasianidae
Gene: MTIF3
Product: mitochondrial translational initiation factor 3
Exons: 4
Coding region: 1035-1853 (272 amino acids)
Biological process (GO): mitochondrial translational initiation; ribosome disassembly
Cellular component (GO): mitochondrion
Molecular function (GO): ribosome binding; translation initiation factor activity
Source: RefSeq, a predicted model, not a curated record
GCUCCAUUCUUACAUAUCCCAGCUUGUACUGAUAGCAGGAGUUGUCACAGCCCAGGUGCAAAAGAUGUUGCACUUGGAUUUAUUGAACAUCAGGAGAUUCUUCUGAGCCCAGUGCUCAGGCCUUUCUGGAUGGCAUCCUGUUUAUCAGUGUGUUGACUACACCACACAGCUUGGUGUCAUCUGCAAACAUACUGAGGGUGCACUCCUUGUACUGAAGUUUUUGCAGCUGUUAAAAAAAAAAACACCAGAUGAUUUCUGAAGUCUGUAACAAAAUGAGAGGAAUGGUCAGGCAUUGCUUUGUUUUCCAUUCGAUGUACUGCAGAAAAGCCUCACUGGUGCCUUUAUUUUUUGCCUUUUUUUCUGCAAGCUUUUGUCAACAUCUGUGAAAAAAAAUCUCAUGAUCAGUGUUUCUACCAGAUAGUCUGGUGAAAUGUCUACCAUAAACUGCACGUUCCAAACAAUUCAUGCUGCAUAGGUGCACAGCUGUAUGUAAGAACUCUUACUCGUUUUGACAACUGGAAAAAAACCCAGCUCAUUAUGAUUAUGCCACCCUAAAUUUGUUUGUGUAAAACUGAAAAAGGCAAUACAUACUUAGAAUGCCUGAUAAAAUAGGUGUAUAAUUAAGGUCCUGUUUCAACUUUGGGGCAUGGCUGAAUGUGGAAUUCAAGUUUAGAGAGAGCAAGCCCUUUCUGCUUUUAGGUUAUAGAAAUAAUACUGGUGCUUCAUCCAUAUAAAAGCAAGUAACCAUCUGGAUUACUUGCAUGAAAUGAUCAUUGGAAAACUUGUCUGAGAAAGACACACAGUUUGGGGUUAGCUGUAUGAGAAGCAAGUUGCAUGUAUCCUGGGAAGGAUUUUCAAGGCUGGGAUAAAACAUACUGCCAAGUACAGUACUGUGUGCUUUGUCCCAUGCCGUGAUGAAUAUUGUGCACAGUAAUCUUGUACUGUAUGGUUAAAGCUUGUGAAACUUGGCAGACAUUGGGAUGGCUGUUAUGGGCAUUGCACGGAUCACCACUUCAUUCACUGGGUGACUGAGAAUGAUUUCCUUUUGUGUGAUGAAACUUCUAUGUCAAACGACCAGAAAUGAGAGUAGAUACGCAAAAAGAUUCUGUGGUACUCUCCUGUCACAGACAGUGCAAAAAGGAGUUUUCCCUCCAUUCUGGAUGGCGGUACCCGAUCCCAGAAAGACAAACGUGCUUGUAUUUACUCAGCCAUUUUGUACAGCUGAAAAAUCUCGCAAAGAUCCAAAAAGGAAAGCAGCAUUUGGAAGCGUUGGGCGAAGAAUUCCGUAUCGGAUUUUGCACGUAAUCAACCAGGAUGGAGAGAGCUUAGGAGAUAUGCACCGAGCAGAGGCACUCAGGCUGAUGGAUGAACAUGACCUGAAACUGGUUCUGCUUCGUGAGAACGCAGAACCUCCUGUGUACAGACUGAUGACCGGGCAGCAGAUUCAUGAAGAGAAGCUGAAGCGUGCAGAGAAAGAAAAAGCAAGUUCAAAAACAGUGCUGGUUCAGAAGGAGUUAUCCUUUUCUUCAGCUAUUGCCAAGAAUGACUUGGAGACCAAGAUUAAACAGAUAACACACUGGAUUGAAAAGAAAUACCAUGUUAAAGUCACUAUCAGACAGGCAAAAGAUAGCAAUACAGACACGUUCACGCUUUUUGAUCAGAUUUUGGAGACUAUGUCUGACAAAGCCACUUAUCUUUCCAAGCCGAAAGCUAUUAAGGAAGGAACGAGUAUGUGCAUUCUGAGACACAUAUCUGACAAAGAGUUGAAAGCACACCAGAAGAUGGAAAAACAGAAAAACAGUACGGUAAAGAAAGAUGAAAAUGAAGAGCCAAAGUCAAGUGAGUUGUGCUAAUGACUUUAUGAGGAGGUAUAAACAAUAUUAUUACAAAAAGGACUAUAAAAUAAAGGUAUUUGCUGGGC